Messenger RNA from Hypomesus transpacificus, 7248 nucleotides. RefSeq names its product coiled-coil and C2 domain containing 2A (gene cc2d2a). The coding region runs from base 386 to 5533 and encodes 1715 amino acids. The transcript has 39 exons. The record is from RefSeq and is a predicted model, not a curated record. Gene Ontology annotation, biological process: protein localization to ciliary transition zone; non-motile cilium assembly. Lineage: Eukaryota; Metazoa; Chordata; Actinopteri; Osmeriformes; Osmeridae. Gene Ontology annotation, cellular component: ciliary transition zone.
UAGCCCCGGAAGUAGCCUGUAAACUUGAUUGCAAAAUAUUCAAAGGAAUGGAAGCUUUGGGACACCGUAAAAGAGAAAUGUUUGACGCAUUGAGAGAUUGGUGUUGUUGUAAUGGGUUUAUAUUUAUGUACGUAGGCUACUGUUUUUAUUUACGUACUGUCAAUACCUUUGUAAUGAUUUGUGUUUUCGCAAAAAAAAAAAAAAAAAAAAAAGAUUGGCGUUGUUGGAUUGACAUCCCUUUGGAUGAAUGAAAACCCGGCAUCUCUUGGGCGGUUUAAAGAGUCAAGAGAGAAGUUGGCCGCUUCACUAAGAUACAGUGUUGCUGUUUCCUCGGAGUGCACUUGAAGGGCUGAAGAGUUUAGUGGUAUCUGUUUAGAAUAACAUCAUGCUCUCUUCCACGGGAGAUAUAAGAGAGAAACUGCGCAGAAAACGUGAUUUAAGGGAAAAACUGAGAAAGAAACGGCAGGCUUUGCAAGAAUCUCUGGUAAAAGUCAAAGAUGACACACAGGCUCUGGUUCCACCAGAGAGGAGUCAGGACAGAGGACAGACGACCAUGGAGGAGCUGACGGGUGGAGAGGAGGACCCUGGAGAGACACUCAAACGCACCCUAAAGGCCCAGAGGGAGAGACGGAAAAAGAAGCUUCUGGAGGAGUCUGCAGGCGAGCCCAGUCAGGAUACUGUGGAGGAGAUCUCUGACGUCCAGCGCCUCAGUGAGGAUGACCAGCCGGACGAGCUAUCCUUCCUCUCCAGACCCCCCACUGGUGGCCAGAGAGGUCUGCCCCCCCUGCCCCAGGCCCAGCCCCAGGCCCAGUCCCAGGCCCAGUCCCAGGCCACACCCAGCCACUUAGAGACCUCCAUGAGGAUCCGGAUGAAAGAGAAGCUUCUGGCUGCCAGGUCUAAGGCCGAGAGCCUGCUGCAGAAGGAGGCCUCGAUAGAGCCUGUCAGUCGCCUGCAGAGCCUCCGAGACAGAGACGCCCUCACCAGGUUUGACCGAGAGGCUGACCCGGACAGGACCGGGAGAGAGGACUCCUCCUCCCCCCUACACACAAGAGUGAAGUUCUGGGAGGCUGCCAGGCGUGUGAGGCUGGAGACCAGAGCAGAGACGGGUCUACCCACUGCAGAAGAGGCAUACAACUUCUUCACCUUCAACUUUGACCCCGAGCCUCAGGAAGAGACGGAACGCAGCCGGAGAAGGAGAAGGCCCAGGGUAGCUGGCGAGGAGGACGGAGAAGGAGAGGGGGAGGAGGAGGAGGAGGAGGGGGAGGAGGAGGAAGGUGAAGCAGGCGAAGCAGGCGAAGCAGGCGAAGCAGGAAGAGAACAGGAAGAUGAGGAGAACUCUCAGGAGAGGGACGAGGACGCCCCACUGGUGAGAGAGGAGGAGGACCUCUUCAUCAUCGACCAAUCAGCUCAGGACUUCCUGGUGGUGAAGAAGGCGGAGUAUGUGGGCUACUGGCACCGUCUCCAGCGGGAAAAAGAGCUGCUGUUCGUGCCGAGCAUGAGGACAGCCCCGGCCGCCUGCAAGCUGGCGGAGAAUAUGCGUCCUCGCUUCCUGGAGGAGGAGGGGCUGUACGUGGGGGAGAGGCCACCUGUAUGCCUGACCAAUCAGAACAUCCUGGAGAACCGUAUCCUGAAGCAGGAGCAGGGCAGGAAGUGGUUUGGGGAUGACGGCAGGAUCAUGGCCCUGCCCGACCCCAUCAAGGAGUCGUCCACCAGACCCCCCCUGUUCCACCUGGAGGACGACCUGGACCCCGCCCUGCAGACGUUCUACAGGAAGGCUCUGCUCUCCAGCCCGGCCAGCCUGUACCUGACUGGGCCCAGGGACACGGAGGGAGACUACCAGCUGGAUGUGGACGUGUCGGGCCUCGUCUUCUCCCAUCACCCCCUCUUCAGCCGCGAGCACGUCCUGGCAGCGCGCCUGGCCCAGCUGUACGACCAGCACCUCACCAGGCAGCACAACAACCUCACCGGACACCUCACUGUCAAGCUGAGUGGUCUGAGGAAUGCCCUGAGGACCAUGCUGGAGACCCAUCGAGGACACAGCCUCAGCCCCGUCAUGCAGCACAGGAUAUCCGAAUACAUACAGGAAGUCAGGAGCACCCGGCGUCUGAGGGACAGCGAGCAGGAGAAGGACCGCACGCUGCUGAAGAGCAUCAUCAAGUCCUGGAAGGAGAUCAAAGCUCUGAGGGACUUCCAGAGGUUCACCAACACGCCCUUCAAGCUCUAUCUCAGGAGGGAGGAGGUGGAGCGGCAGGAGGACGAGCAGGGGGCUGAGGAGGAGAUCCAGAUGGAGGCGAUGGAGCUGCGGGCGGAGGCCGAGGAGGACUACCAGCGGAAGGCGGCCGACUUCAGGAGGCGGCAGGACGAGUGGAAGGACUGGAGGAGGAAGCAGAGAGCCAAGAAGAAGAAGAAGAAGAAGAAGAAGAAAAAGAGGAGGGGCCAGGAGGAGGGAGAGGAGGAGGAUGAAGACGACGAUGAAGACGACGACCAGGAUGAAGGUGGCGGGGACCUGGGGGAGGGGCCCGCCAAGCCCCGCCCCCCGGAUGUUCCAGACCUGGGCUCCGUGGAGCAGGAGGUCCGGGAGAGAGCGUCCAGGAUCCGCAGGAAACCAGGAGAUCCCAUCCUGGUCCCGGAGCUCACCACAUCAGGGAACAUCACCACCAACGACCAGUGUCCCAGGGCCGAGUCUUCACGGAGAGAGGACGUGGCCAAGCGGUCUCUCUUCAUCAAGGUCUUGUACAACGACAAAGAAGUCUCCAGAACAGACAGUCGCUCCCUCACCUCGGACUUCCGAGUGCACUUUGGUCAGAUCUUCAACCUGAAGAUCAUCAACUGGCCUGAGAGCAUCAAACUGCAGGUGUUUGAGGCGGCGGGCUCGUCGUCCUCUCUCCUGGCCGAGGUGUGUGUGCCGGCCCCCGAGCCCUCCACCCUGACAGACAGCGCCCCCACCGAGCAGCUGGAGUUCAGCAGCAACCUCAGGGUCAUGUUUGACCACGAGGGCGUGGGCAGUGACGUGCCUUUCUCCUUCGAGGUGGACGGCAGUAACCGUCUGACCCUGCUGACCUCUGGGAAGCUGUCCUGCUGUGUGUCCUGGGCCCUGGGGGAGGACGGCCUGCCCCUGGCCCCGCCCACUGCCCAGCGCCCCAGCGCCAUGCACAGUGGUCUGAAGCAGCUGGAUGCGGUAGCCUGCAUCGGCGCGUCCGGUCUGAGCGACGUGAGGAAGCUGGGCGAGUGGGCCACUGAGUCUCGCCUAGACCCCAACGACCCCAACAACGCCGCCAUCAUGCAGCUGCUCAAGGUGGCCAGUAGUGGCGAGGUGAGGGCGCCAGAGUACUUCCGACUGGAGCAGCUGCAGGAGGAGUUCACCUUCCUGUCGGAGGAGGAAAUGGAGCGCUCCCGCAGGUUCCGCCUGCUCCGCCUGCGGAGUCAGGAAGUGGCAGAGUUCCGCAACUACAAGUGUGUUCCUGCCUUGGAGCGCGAGGUCACGGAGAAGGUGUUCCAGGAGUAUGAGAGAAGGCUGAAGGAGGGGGAGGUCAUCGACACCAAGGAGCACCUGGACGCACACAGGGCCCUGGUGGCCAAGUACCUGCAGAAGAUCAGAGAGUCGGUCAUCAACCGUUUCCUUGUUGCUAAGCAUCACUUCCUCUUGUCGGACCUGGUUGUCGAGGAGGAGGUUCCAAGCAUCGGGGUGCUGGGCCUGAACCUGUUCAAGCUGGCCGAGCCCAAGCGGCCCCUGAAGCCCCAGAGGAAGGAGAGGAAGAAGGUGACGGCCCAGAACCUCUCUGACGGGGACAUCAAGCUGCUGCUCAACAUCAUCCGUGCCUACGACAUCCCCGUACGCAAGCCCCAGACCAGCAAACCGGCCGUGGCGUCCAAGUCGUCUCGCUCCUUCACAGAGGCCUUCUCCGCAGGCCCGGCUUCCCAGAGUGCCGCGCAGGCCAGCGACUGGCUGCUCAACCAGGUCCAGGUGCGGCCCUUUGUGGAGGUGUCGUUCCAGAGGACGCUCCUCCAGACCACCACGGCCGACGGACCCAACCCCUGCUGGAACGAGGAGCUGGCCCUGCCCUUCAGUGCCCCCAACGGAGACUACAGCACCGCCAGCCUGCAGGCCGUGAAGGACGAGGUCUUCAUCAACAUCUUCGACGAGGUCGUCUACGAGGUGGGAGGGGAGGAGCUGGACCGGGGCAGGGAGCUCCACACUCGCCUGGAGAAACACUGGCUGGGAGCCGUCAGGAUCCCCUUCAGCACCAUCUACUUCCAGUCCAGGAUCGACGGCACGUUCAAGGUGGACACGCCUGCGGUGUUGCUAGGCUACAGCAAGGAGCGCAGCCUGGGCAGCGAGGGGGGUUACGACGCGGUGCGCAGCCUGAGUGAGGGAGCCUUCAUCACCCUGUUCAUCACCAUAGAACCCCAGCUGGUGCCUGGGGAAACAGUCAGGGACAAGUUUGACUCCCAGGAGAACGAGCGGGUGCUGCAGGCGUCGGAGGCGUUUGAGUGCGAGGCGGCGCUGGGCCUCCCGGACCGGCCGUGCCUCACCACCGUCAUCGACAUCAACGGGAAGACGGUGUUCAUCACGCGCUUCCUGCGCCCCCUCAACCCCCCCCAGGAGCUGCUGGACGCCUCCCCCAACAGCCCCCAGGACACGGCGGAGCUGGUUGCCAGGUUUGUGUCUCUCAUCCCCUCUCUGCCGGACAGCGUCUCGUUCGCUGGUGUCUGCGAUCUGUGGAGCACCUGCGAUCAAUUCCUGACGCUGCUGGCGGGAGAUGAGGAGGAGCACGCCGUGCUGCUGUGUAACUACUUCCUGUCCCUGGGCAAGAAGACCUGGCUCAUCAUUGGCACGGCUGUUCCUGAGGGCCCCACAGCCUACGUGUUGACCUACGAGCAGAGUCGCUACCUGGUGUGGAACCCCUGCAGUGGUCAGUUCUACGGCCAGUACGACACCUUCUGCCCCCUGCAGGCCGUGGGCUGUCUGGUCAGCGCUGACAAUGUGUGGUUCAACACCCAGGUGUACACGUCUCCUAUGAGGAUCAGCUUUGACGUGACCAAGGCCAAGCUGUGGAAGCCUUUCUUCUCACGCUCCUUCCCCAACCCUGGGCUCUCCAGUGUGCAGCCUGAGGAGCUGGUCUAUCGCCGCACGGACAAGACCGCUGCUGCAGAGCUGCAGGACAGGGUAGAGAAGAUCCUGAAGGAGAAGAUCAUGGAGUGGCGCCCCCGGCAGCCGACACGCUGGAACCGGUACUGCACCUCCACGCUGCGCCACUUCCUGCCCCGUCUGGAGCUCAGCAGGGGGCGGGACGUGGCGGACGAGCACCGCCUGGAGCUGCAGAGCCUGCUGGGAGACUACCGGAUCUCGGGCUUUCCCCUCCACCUGCCCUUCUCUGAGAUCCGGCCUGUGGUGGAGGCGGUCUACAGCACGGGGGUCCACAAUGUGGAGGCGUCCAACGUGGAGUUUGCCCUGGCCGUGUACGUGCACCCCUACCCCAACAAUGUCCUCUCUGUCUGGGUGUACUUGGCCUCGCUCGUACGCACACGCUAGCCCGGCGGACCUGGACAGGCAGACCCUGUAUAUGUGUGUAGGGCGAGUGUGUGUGUGUGUGUGGGGCGAGUGUGUGUGUAUAGGGCAAGUGUGUGUGUAUGGUGAGUGUGUGUAACUUCCUGUUUUUAAGGAAUAUCAGAUUUUGUAUGUUGACGUUUGUGAAGCACAAUUCAGGUUUAAGUUAUUUGUACGUCAGUUUAAUACGAGAGGGUAAGCAUAAACACUGAGCCUUUUUAUCACUUGUAUGUCUGCGUUUUACCAAAGUUCACGCUCGGCUUGAAAUGCCAGAAUACAGCACUGUAAAUGUUUAUGGAACUAUUAUAGUGUCAUUUUACAACAUUUAAUAUAUCAUUUUACAUCAUGAACCUUUUAUGUAAUAAAAUGAGUCGUUUCAUUUCAGAUGACAUCUUGCUGAUAUGGUAGCCAUUCCCUUCUCCUCAGUAGCAGACAGGACACACACACAAGGUCACAGACAGCAUUUUAGAUCCAAGACACUUUUAUUAUUUCUGCUUCCGAAUAUGACAUAACUGAUUAGAAGUCAUGGAGAGACUGUCCAAGCACAGCGUUUCUCCUGAAGGUAAACGUGGGGUGCCGAGUGUGUGUUGUGCGUUUGUGUUGUGCUGGGUUAUUACCACAGCUGCUCUCUAGGGGGUUGCUCUCACCCAGUCUCUCCUCACUUCUGACACAUUGACUUCCUGUCAGGCGAGACCUACUGAGAAAUCGCCUUCCUGUCUGGAGAGUUCUAGUGAGAAUGUGGACUUAUCCCCAGGGUGUUGAGGCACAGUGAUCAGAUUCACCUGGAGGUUUCCUGCUCAGAUGAGAACCCUGUGGAUGACUGGAGGGUGAGGUCCCACACACCUAGCUCCUAACCCUCUACUCCAUACCCGUCAGCUCACUCCUACCCCCACUCACUGUGUCACCAUGCUUUUACUUGACUCAGACACAAGCUCCGUAACUUGGCCGGGUCAUUUGACCCCACCCUGCAGUUACCAGGGUUACCACGUUGAGCCCUGACACAACAGAGGAGGUUUGUUUAAAUGGAAACUUGAGCGUUGAACGUAGCUGCGCACUGGCUUGAACAGAACCACCAUGUUGACAGAACGAGACAUGUUCAUAAAUACCUGAACAUACAUGUGGAAAGCACUCUGCAGAAUUACAGAAUUAUUAUCUAUAUGUAUUAUGUGCCGGGAGAAAUUAGGAACCACAACACCACCAAAGAUGUCCUGAUCUAUUGCUGCUACUUUUAAUCAGUGAAUCAGUUCAACUCUAAACGUCAGAUAUCAAUAAUGGGUUCAGACACCGUAGCAGAGGAGGACAGGAGACUGUUGUUACCAGACACAAGGUUAAACUCACUAAAGGAUUGUGUGAGGACUUGCUGCUCACGUUAGCUGUCCUGAAACACUUCCAAAAACAUUUCCAGAUCAAAAAAACGCUAACAAUUUACAUUGGCAGAUACUUCAUCAAACACCACCAUUUAUAUAUCUUCCUUUUCUAAGGGUUCCAAGAUACGCAAAUUCCCAGAAACACAAAGCCAACAUUAUUUUGUGUUACAGUUUCCUCAAAAUAACAGUUUUUAUAGGGGUGACACAAAAUACAGCAAAUACUAUUCCAAUAUUAAAGUGCAAUGAAAAACAAUGGUGAGGGAUGAAGGAAGGCAGAGGGAUGAGGGAGGGAGUGGGUGAGGGAGGGAGUGGGUGAGGGAGGGAGUGGGUGAG